AUGACUCUCAACGAAACGGGUCAUCUCGAUGCUCGCAAGAUUCAUGGCGAGGUGAAGGGUUCCGGUGAUUUGGUUAGCGUCGCCGGAGACUGUCCUUCAGGCUGCAGAAUAGAACGUAACCUGGGUUUGACGUGCGACCCCACUGAUGGACUUGUUUGGCACAUUCCAUGUAUCGAGGGAAAUAGGCUUGGAGCUGUGAAAGCCAUCACGGCCGCUCAGCUGUCCAUGGCGAGCCACGGGGUGUACAGUGCUCUUGACAAGGCUAUCAAAGCGAUGCGGCUGACUGCUGCGGAUAUGAGCGUCAAAUAUAAGGAGACGAAUCUUUCGGGGUUGGUGAGUACUGCAAUUGCAAUCCCUAUUGGUAGACAAUAUUGA
This is a messenger RNA of Laccaria bicolor S238N-H82, 375 nucleotides long. RefSeq lists its product as uncharacterized. Gene Ontology annotation, molecular function: L-serine ammonia-lyase activity. The record is from RefSeq and is a predicted model, not a curated record. The transcript has 8 exons. Bases 1 to 375 code for a protein of 124 amino acids. Lineage: Eukaryota; Fungi; Basidiomycota; Agaricomycetes; Agaricales; Hydnangiaceae.